AUGCUUAAGGUACCUGAGAUCGAAGACCUAAUCAUCGAAGCAAGGAAAAUACACGAGCAGCUUGGUGUCACAGUUCGAGGUAUAGAUGCUGGGGCGAUCAAAUAUACGAAGGUUGUUUAUUAUUUUCUAUACCACAAUAUGUGUGUCCUAACUCAACUAUUUAUACACUUAUUAGGCUAUCUAGAAUAUUCCUUCCUGUCUGAUACUAGCCUCUGUUAUGUUUCCCUGAUACCAGUUCACAGUCUCAACGCCAGUUGCUAG
Blumeria graminis f. sp. triticale is the source of this 261-nucleotide messenger RNA. NCBI's taxonomy places the organism in Eukaryota, Fungi, Ascomycota, Leotiomycetes, Helotiales, Erysiphaceae. The record is from the annotation of a GenBank genome assembly.